Molecule: messenger RNA, 1999 nt
Organism: Bemisia tabaci
Lineage: Eukaryota; Metazoa; Arthropoda; Insecta; Hemiptera; Aleyrodidae
Source: RefSeq, a predicted model, not a curated record
CGGAUCCUCGCCCGAAAAUAGCCGCCGACUCGCGAUUUUCAGUCGACUCUUUGAAAUUUAUACCUUUCCCUCACCUCGUGACAUUCGAAAAAAAAGAUAGGGAAAACUUAUGUCACCUCAGGCAUAAUCUUAUUUGCACCAAGACAAGCUACGACAAUGAAAAGCUCGUGGGCGUAGAAAACAAUCUCAUUUCGUGAUUUUUCAUGGUAGAAUGAAUGACUAAUAUUUAUUUGUAUCUUCAAUCGAAAUUAAAGUUUUCCGAAAUGGAAUCACUAUAGUUAUCUCUACACAUUCCAACAUAUCUUCAAUGUAGCCGUGAAAAGACAUUAUACCUGUGAUGUGAUAAACCAGAACUUUUCUCGAGAAAUAUUCCUAAGAAUGUUACGUCCAUAACCUGUGAAUUAUGAUCAAUUUGAAUCAUUAAGAGUUUUCAUUGAAGACAGAAACUGCUAGAACUGCCACCGUCGUUAAUCAGGAACUUCGAUUCAAGACAGAAUGAUGAGUUUCGCAGAUGUCAUAUCAGAGCCAGAAUCAAGAAAAGUGGGUUCAGGCUAUCCGGGAAACGCUGUCUCAGACUGUUCCAGCUACGAGUCACCAUGGAAUCCACCCCACCAUUAUUUUGGAACGAAAUUCUCCGGGAACAGCUGCGGAACUGAGGGAAGUGAACACCAAGUUCCCGAGUACCAUAAUCUCUCAUCAGUCGUUAAACCUGAACCCAGAUCACCUGAAAGUUGUCUCGGACCUUACUCAUCGAGUUCCUUGCAGAUAUCAGCAUCACCGUGUCCGUCAAGAAGUUCUCACAGUUGGUCGUCUGUAAAGAAGGAGUUGAGCUCUUCGCGUAAGGUACCAGGAUCAAGCCAAAACUUCAUUGUCCCUACAGAUUGUGCUCCUUGCUGGGAAGAUUCUAACUCAACGCACACAGGAAAUCAAAGAAGAGGAUCCUUGCAGUUGUGGCAAUUUUUAGUUACCCUUUUGGAUGACCCAGGAAACGCUUCCUUCAUAAUUUGGACGGGUCGAGGAUUAGAAUUCAAGCUGGUUGAACCUGAAGAGGUUGCACGGAGGUGGGGCAUCCAAAAAAAUAGACCAGCAAUGAACUACGAUAAGCUGAGCAGGUCUUUACGGUACUAUUAUGAAAAAGGAAUAAUGCAAAAAGUAGCAGGUGAGCGCUACGUCUACAAAUUCGUAUGCGACCCAGAUGCGCUCUUCAACAUGAGCAGUAGCUGCAGCUCGAGCAACGGGAACACCUGCCACCGGGGCCUCAAGUCGGAGGCCCUCUGCUCGCUCAAAUCGGCAGCCUACUCCGAAGUCAUGUCCACCAUCUACAACACGGGCAGCAACUGCAAUUACACGACUCAGCUGUCCCACUACCUGACCUACGCCUCCGGAGAGCCCCCUCACGCCUCGGGCAUGUUCAAAUCCCUCAACUCUCGUUGCUUCACCUACCACCAACAGAGAUUCAACAACCAGGAGAGAUUCAUCAACUACAACAAUCAGCAUUGCCUCGGCGACUACGCGCCCUGCUACAACCGCGAGGAUGGCUACCGGUCCAACCAAGAGGGGAUCAAAUGCUACAACUACGAUGCCCCCGAUGCGAAUUGUGACGGCGCCACCGGUGUCAAUAAUAAUUUCGAUAAGUUCGAUAGGAAUAGCGAGGGCAGGAGCAAGGAGGAGAGAAAGAGGGAAGCUUACGAGAGUCAGGAUGACGGUCUCUGCCGGUCGCUGUCGAAAGAUAAGUCGAGCUUUGAAAGUUUGAAUUUGGCGGCUCCGACGGCAGAGAGCGCGCAGAGCCUCGGCGAAUCCCCAGAGAGGACGCGGCCGGCUGUCAAUCUUGAGUCGCUCCAAUGUGAUCUCUCGCACCAUUCGCAUCUUGAGAGUAACCGGUGUGAGUGUUAAGCUUGAAAGACCACGUAUUUCCCUUCUUCCGCAAUCGUCAGGGACUGAUAUAAAAUAUGCCGAAGGUCAAGUCAGAGAAAAGGAACGCGGCCGACUCGGAGAACGA